Molecule: messenger RNA, 1915 nt
Organism: Nothobranchius furzeri (turquoise killifish)
Lineage: Eukaryota; Metazoa; Chordata; Actinopteri; Cyprinodontiformes; Nothobranchiidae
Product: tRNA (guanine(10)-N2)-methyltransferase homolog
Biological process (GO): methylation
Cellular component (GO): cytoplasm
Molecular function (GO): methyltransferase activity; nucleic acid binding
Source: RefSeq, a predicted model, not a curated record
AAAGACGUGCACGGGGCGUGUCCUGUUCCUGAAUUCCUCCAGCUCGAUGACAUCUGUGCUCGAGUAGUAAACCUGGUUUUUGACAGAUCAGCAAUGGCAGAAGUGGAGGCAGAGCAGCCGGUUCAAGUUGGUGUUUCCAAACCCAGCGGUGUUCCAGUCGGGGCUUAUGACAAGAAGUGCAUUUUCUGCAAAAUUGUAAACCAGGAAAUGGGCACGGAGCUUCUGCACUCCGACGAGGAGCUGUCUUGUUUCAGAGACAUUAAACCCGGAGCUCCACAUCACUACCUGGUAGUCCCAAACCAACACGUUGGAAACUGUAAAUCACUCGGCAAAGAGCACGUGCCUUUAGUGAAGCAGAUGGUCGAAGUGGGGAAACAGAUUCUCCAAAGAAACAGUGUCGCUGAUCUCACGGACGUCAGGUUUGGUUUCCACUGGCCUCCCUUCUGUUCUGUCACACACUUACAUCUCCAUGUUCUUGCACCUGCCAGUCAAAUGGGCUUCAUGUCUCGCCUCUUCUACAGACUCAACUCCUACUGGUUUAUCACGUCCCCUUUCUGGUGCCUGAACAGUUUGACAGAGGAAGAUGUUCGCAGUGUCAUGGCCAGAUCUGUUUGUGCUAAGUCUGCUUUUGAGUUAUGGGGGCGCGGACGCACUCACAGUGAACUCAGAACAUCCCUUUUGAACUACUCACCAGAGAAAAUGAGUCCAUAUGUGCACAAAGAGUCCACCUACAGAAUUAACGUCUACACGUUCAACAAAACGUUGCUGUUUGCAGACAGGAUCAAAAAGAUCGAUGCUUUGGAAUAUCUUCCAUUUGAAGGUACAGUGAGUCUGAAGAGCCCUCAGCACAUCUUCUGUCUGUUGGAGGAUUACGGCACAGAUCCCAACAACAUCCCAGAGCAUCCCAACUACGUCUACUUUGGCAGAUGGAUUGCAGACGGUCAGCGGGAACUGAUUCGCUCCCACAGCGUGAAGAGCAGACACUUCAUUGGCAACACCAGCAUGGAUGCUGGCCUCUCGUUCAUCAUGACCAACCAUGCUAAGGUCAAAGAGAACGACCUUGUUUUUGACCCUUUUGUUGGCACAGGGAGUCUUUUGGUCGCGUGUUCUCAUUUUGGAGCUUAUGUUUGUGGAACAGAUAUUGAUUACAACACUAUUCACGGCAAAGGUCGGUCCAGCCGUAAAAACCAGAAGUGGCGAGGUCCCGACGAGAACAUCAGAGCGAAUCUGCGGCAGUACGGAACACAGAAGAUGUAUGUGGAUGUGAUGGUGUCGGACGCAUCGAAGCCGGUGUGGAGGAACGCCGCUCUGUUUGACGCCAUCAUUACUGACCCUCCAUAUGGAAUCAGAGAAUCAACGAGGAAAACGGGCUCCCACAAGGACAUCGCUAAAGCCCCUGAUGGCAGCUACGCCGAUUCCCACGUUCCCGUCUCGCAGGCGUACAACCUAAGCGACAUCUUUGCAGACCUGUUACACUUCUCCGCCCAGCACCUGGUUGUGGGCGGGAGGCUCGUUUAUUGGCUGCCCGUCUACAGGCCCGAGUACUGUGAGGAGAUGAUUCCUCAUCAUGCUUGUCUUCAGCUAGUCAGCAACUGUGAGCAGACGCUCUCCAGCCACACUUCACGACGCCUAAUCACCAUGGAGAAAAUCAAAGAACCGAAGGAACUGGACGGCCUGGCUGGUGCGCCGGACCCCCGCUGCAGCCCCUACCACGGACACAACGCCUUCAGAGAGAAGUACUUCAGCGGUCUGAACAAAAGGAGCAGCAAAGAGGACACAAGAGCAGAUGUGGAUGGAAAAUGAGUUUAAACAAGGUUUUAGGACGAACUUCAGCAAAUGAAUAUUCACUUAUGAAAAUGGGCAAAAAAUGUUUAUUGUUAUUAUUUAUGUAGCAAUAAAAUCACAUUUUAAAGUA